Molecule: messenger RNA, 1086 nt
Organism: Cladophialophora bantiana CBS 173.52
Lineage: Eukaryota; Fungi; Ascomycota; Eurotiomycetes; Chaetothyriales; Herpotrichiellaceae
Exons: 2
Coding region: 1-1086 (361 amino acids)
Molecular function (GO): nucleotide binding
Source: RefSeq, a predicted model, not a curated record
AUGGCAGCACGAGGCAAAUACAACGUCGGCAUUCUCGGAUAUGGCUUGAGUGCUAAGAUCUUUCAUAUCCCUUUCGUGAAUGCGGUUCCGGAUUUCAAUCUCUAUGCAAUCGUACAAAGAAGCCCGAAGCCAGACAAUGAUGCAAGCAAGGACUGGCCCAAUAUCAAGGCAUAUCGAUCCACAGAGGAGAUGGUGGAGGACGACCAGGUCCACGUUAUUGUCGUCACGACUGCGCCGGAGUCACAUCUUCACCUAGCGAAGGCGGCUCUGUUGGCGAACAAGCAUGUUGUUGUUGAAAAGCCGUUUACGCCCACAUCAGCUGAAGCACAGGAACUCGUCGAUCUGGCCAAAGUUCAAAACAAAAUCCUUACCGUCUACCAAAACCGACGGUGGGACUCGGACUUCUUGACAUUGAAGAAGUACAUUGAAGACGGCACAUUGGGCCGCAUAGUCGAGUUCGAAACUCACUUUGAUCGGCAUCGACCGGAGCCGCCACCGGAUAACUGGAAGGCAUACCAUGCACCUGGCACUGGUGCAGUGUAUGACCUAGGGACUCACCUGAUGGAUCAAGUCGUCUGUUUGUUCGGCAUGCCGAAGAGGGUUACUGGGUUCGUCGGGUCACAGCGAGAAGUGAAUACCACAGGGUUGGAGGACUCUUGUACGGUGCUGCUACAUUAUGACAGCCCCAAGAUGUUGGUCACGGUCAAAGCUGGCGUCGUCAGCCCGGAGGUGAACCAACUGAGAUACUGGGUUCGCGGCGACAAGGGAUCAUUCAAGAAGUUUCACCUCGAUCCACAGGAGGAUCAGCUGCGGAAGGAAGGCCUGAGACCCGGCGAUAAAGGCUAUGGGAUUGAGAGCGAGGACAAGUAUGGGACAUUGAAUGUUUGCAAAGAUGGUAAGAUUGUCAGUCAGGUUGCUCCAACCGUCGAGCCCGCGACAUACACAGAGUACUACCGGCGUCUUGCUGCUGCGCUGAGUGGAGAUGUUUCUCAGGUUCCCGUUGCUCCUCAGCAGGCAGUGGGUGUCAUAAGGCUGGUUGAACUCGCUCGUGAAAGCUCGCAGUUGGGACGGACUUUGUCUGUGUGA